AUGAAAGAGCUCUUAUCGGAAAAGCGUAAGUUGAAGCACGAUAUAAACAUCACUUUUACGGAAGAGUGCAUCACAAUCAUUCAAAUAAUGCUUUCAUCCAAACUCACUGAUCUAGAUAGGUUUACUUUUCCUUUUUCUAUUAAUUCACUAACUAUUUGCAAUGCUUUAUCUGAUUUAGGAACUAGCAUUAAUAUGAUGCCGCAAUUUAUGACGAGGAAGUUAAAUUAUGCUGAGCUAAAGUCAACUCACAUGACUUUAACAUUAACUGAUCGUUCUAUCAUGUAUCCAUAUGGAUUUCAUGAAGAUGUUCUGGUUAGAGUGGAUGAUUUGUUGUUUCCAACAAAGUUUGUGAUUUUUUACAUGCUAGAAGAUUCUAAAACACCACUACCUCUCGGAAGACCGUUCUUAGAAACAUGUAAAGCUCCUAUUGAUGUGGAAAUGGGAUAA
Vicia villosa (hairy vetch) is the source of this 447-nucleotide messenger RNA. RefSeq lists its product as uncharacterized. The coding region runs from base 1 to 447 and encodes 148 amino acids. NCBI's taxonomy places the organism in Eukaryota, Viridiplantae, Streptophyta, Magnoliopsida, Fabales, Fabaceae. The record is from RefSeq and is a predicted model, not a curated record. The transcript has a single exon.